UUCUUUUUCUUUUUCUUUUCUUUAAAUGCGCUGUGCGGCGAAUCGAAGCCGGCGUCGCUAAAACCGCGUGAGCGUCUGAGCCCGUUUUUCUUCGAACAGCACUGUCGUAUUCUGUUUUAAAGUCACAUUUAUAACAAUGUGGUACGAAAUACUGCCCUCCAUGGGUAUCAUCGUCGCUCUGAUGUCAAUUCCAAAUCUGACCGCUAAGCCAAUAUCGUGGCUUUACGACGGCAAGCCUUACAGGCGGAUCCUGCAUGAUUACAGAUACCGGGAGGAUGCCAUGCGGGACGAGCGGCUGAGUGGUCAUAUAUACACGACCAUCGGACUUGAAGGAAUCCCUGAUGAGGAGGAGGAGAAGAAAUGAAGAAGCAAGCAAUAAAUUUUAUGUCAAACAUUGUAGUCAUAAAGUCAUAUAAAUGACAUUUGUACAGUGAAA
This is a messenger RNA of Dermacentor albipictus, 436 nucleotides long. It is a transcript of the gene ND-MWFE, whose product is annotated as NADH dehydrogenase (ubiquinone) MWFE subunit. The record is from RefSeq and is a predicted model, not a curated record. Lineage: Eukaryota; Metazoa; Arthropoda; Arachnida; Ixodida; Ixodidae.